Punctularia strigosozonata HHB-11173 SS5 is the source of this 711-nucleotide messenger RNA. RefSeq lists its product as uncharacterized. The record is from RefSeq and is a predicted model, not a curated record. Gene Ontology annotation, cellular component: nucleolus. The transcript has 4 exons. Gene Ontology annotation, molecular function: RNA binding. NCBI's taxonomy places the organism in Eukaryota, Fungi, Basidiomycota, Agaricomycetes, Corticiales, Punctulariaceae. The coding region runs from base 1 to 711 and encodes 236 amino acids.
AUGCCGCCGCCCGCCAACAACCUCGCCGCCCUCACCGCAUCCCACCGCGCCAUCGCGGCAAAGAAGCGCGCCCGCAAGCACCAGCUCGAGCAGGUCGUCUUCGACGACGACGCACGGAGAGAAUUCCUCACCGGCUUUCACAAACGCAAGCUCCAGAAGAAGGAGGCGAGCAAGCAGAAGCGCGAGCAGCUCGAAAAGCAGGAGCGUCUCGAGCUCAGGAAAGAACACCGACGUCAGCUGGCAGAGCGCGCCAAAGCGAACGCGGUCGAGGUAGAGCGGGCUUACGGCGCCACUAUCGGGGACUCGGAGGAGGAGUGGGGCGGCCUGUCGUCCUCACAUCACGGAAAUGAGGCAGGGCAGGAAGAGGCGGAAUAUGAAGACGAAGAGCAGCUCGCGACGGUUACCGUGGUCGAAGACUUUGACCCAGACACACUCAUACAUGGCCCGCCACGGACAACUCGGCCCCGGUCCGACAACAGCGAGGAGGGCGCGGACGAAGAAGAUCAAGAUGACCGAAAGCCUCCGCGUCCGGCAGCGAAGUUCGCAGGCGCUGCCCCUUCCAGAUCCAACUCUAAACCCGCAGCGCCCAAGAAGGUUCGAUACCAGACCAAGGCGGCCCGGAAGACCGAACGCACCAAGCAACGAGCUCGUAAGCUCGAAAAGGCAGAUCGAGCUGGAAAGAAGCCCAAAGGCAAGCCACGGCGGCGAUAG